Molecule: messenger RNA, 789 nt
Organism: Phytophthora sojae
Lineage: Eukaryota; Oomycota; Peronosporomycetes; Peronosporales; Peronosporaceae
Exons: 3
Source: RefSeq, a predicted model, not a curated record
GAAGAGACUGGCCCCAGCAGAAUGAAUGCAGGACCGCCGUUCGAGUCGACCACAUUCUCUUCUUGGAAGGCAUUUGACGUUUAUUUCAGCUCUUACGAGGCUAAGACAUGCCAGAUGUUUCGCAUUCGCUCAAACAAGACUGUAAAAGCUCGAAACAAGAUCAUCACGCAAGAGAACUCGACAGCUUCCUUGAUUCCUGAAGCGUGGGAAUAUUACGCCAAAACGUUUGAGUGUACCCAUGCAGGGACGUACAAAGGCCGCGGUCAGGGAAAGCGGCCUUGCCAGCAGGCACGAUCCCUCAACUGCAAAGCACAGAUAAAUCUAUGUGUCCGCCGGCCGCGUGGGCAAGAUACAAUCCAGCUUUACGUGACCAAGCAAAACGUCGUUCACAACCACCCUCUUUUGCGCGAAACGUUUGUGCAAUAUCCAAAGACAAGACUAGCUAUACCGGAAGAUGUGAUGAAUACUGUCGACAUCUUACAGCGUUCUGGGGUGAAAAACAAAAGGAUUCUCAAGUACGUACGGGAAAACACAGAUUGCCAGCCGUUCCCUCACGACAUGAAUAUGGUAGCGAAUAUGAAGGCCAGAGAGUCUGGGUCCAGUAGGGUUGCCGAGCGAUUACACAAGUGGAUGGUGGAGUUCUCAGAUGAACCUGGGAAUAUUGGUCGAAUUUUUAUUGACGUGCAGAAUGGAAAAGUGCGCAAUGGCUUGCUUGUAAAGUUUAGACUAGCACAAUGUUUCGCAGAAAAUCGCGACUUGUAUCACUAUGCAGACUCGCAUGAUGCGUGA